Molecule: messenger RNA, 553 nt
Organism: Vespa crabro (European hornet)
Lineage: Eukaryota; Metazoa; Arthropoda; Insecta; Hymenoptera; Vespidae
Exons: 4
Coding region: 1-378 (125 amino acids)
Source: RefSeq, a predicted model, not a curated record
AUGAUGAAGAAAAAAUCUAUAAAGUUAAUGGUUCUAUGGCAACUUUUAAUGAUUAUAAAUAUUAACGCAAAAACUACACAAAUUCUCAUGAAGAUUGAUGCCCCAAUAGAUUCAAAUUCACAAGCAAUAAAUAAUGAAGAAUCAUUAAAAAGCGAUGCGAACAAUGAUUUGUUAAAAAAAGGGCAAUAUUUUAGAGAUUUGUUCUCCGAACAAUUAUCGGCCCAUGAAAUUGAGUUUGGCCAUGUAUGCGAAAAUCCUGAUGAAUGGGAGCAACGAUUUGAACGAAAAGAUAUGAAAGAAAAUAAUUAUCGAGGGAAGAUCAAAUGGGGAAACAAAAAUGGAGAAUAUGGAGAGCAUUAUUGGGAUUUGAAUCAUUAAAGUUAAAAUAAUGUUAAAACUCUUUAAUAAUUGUAAUAGAUUAGAAUGAAUAUUAUAAUAAGCAAAUAUUUUUAUGAUUAUACCGAUGUACUUGUAAAUUUUGGAAAAUUUAAUGCGUUAAAUAAGUUAUGCUUACACAUACAUUGAUUAAAAAUUGUAAAGAAAAUAAUAAAGA